This is a messenger RNA of Bactrocera dorsalis (oriental fruit fly), 10477 nucleotides long. It is a transcript of the gene pum, whose product is annotated as maternal protein pumilio. Bases 1991 to 6562 code for a protein of 1523 amino acids. The record is from RefSeq and is a predicted model, not a curated record. Gene Ontology annotation, cellular component: cytoplasm; nucleus. Gene Ontology annotation, biological process: post-transcriptional regulation of gene expression. Gene Ontology annotation, molecular function: mRNA 3'-UTR binding. The transcript is spliced from 16 exons. NCBI's taxonomy places the organism in Eukaryota, Metazoa, Arthropoda, Insecta, Diptera, Tephritidae.
AAUAUUUGCCAAUGUUGGGCUGAUUCGAGCGAGUUGAGGAUAAUGCGAAAAGUGUAUGCAAAAAAAGAGAGAGAAUUGAGCGCACAAAAAGGAAUUUCAAUAAAAGUGAGAAAUGGAUUAUAACUGCCGAAGCUAGUUAAUGGGAAAAAACGAGCGAACAAAACAACGAAUGAGUGAACCACGACCGCAACAUUGCUUUCUGCUGUCGCAAUGAAACGCACCUCCAAAGACAAAGUGAAACAGAAACAAUUUGUGUGUGUUCUCGCGACGAGUUCAAUUUCAUCCUGUGUAAAUAAUUUGUAAUAAAUGCAAAAUCGCCUAAAAAUUCAAUAAUCAUCGCAAAUAAUAGUUUUUUUUUAAUCAAAAAUUAAAUUAAUAAAUUAUUAUAUGUGUUGUGUGUAAAUUUGUUAAAAAGUGUAAAUAUAAGUUAAGAAAAUAAAUAAGAACCAAAGAUACAGGAAGAAUAAAUGCCGCUUCGUUGCAUUGUCAGUCGCGCUCGUUCUUGUAUGUCAUUGCCAUACCCGGACUGCAAACAGAAUAACGAGCGUUUAUAAUUUCUUGUAAUUUCUACGUCAAGUGCAAAUUUAUCAACAGUAGUAUUUCGUGUGAAUUAACUAUUGUGUAUAAAGAGAAAUCAAAUAUCAAGAGCAAGACAAAUAAUUAAGAAUAUAUGUAAACCCGAAAAUAAAUUAUUUACACAUUUUUGCUACAAAGUUUUGUGUGUAAAUUUUAAAAAUUUGAAGGGUAUAUAUUUGUAAUUACAAAUUGCGAAAUAACGAGCAAACAACACGCGGUUGAACCGAACACUAGCAAUACACGGGCGAUUACCUAUAAAGUGGAUGAAUUUGAAUGUACCCAUACAGUCGCAAAGUCUCAUAUGUAUAUAUGCCUUCCAAAAUCCUUUGAUCAAACAACAAUGAGCGUUAAGCCGUACAUAUAAAGAAAUAAGUGUACAUGUGUUGUCGCUAUUUGUAAUUGUGUAUUGUGAGCUGAAAGAGGAUCUCAAUUGUGUUUAAGUCGAGAAAAAGCAUUUGUAAAAAAUUUGUGUGUAAAUAAGUAUAAAUAUAUAAAUUAUUGGAUCAAAUGUAAACAAACAAUAAGUGUAGUGUUAUGAGCUAUUUUAUCAACCGCAUCUGUAUAAAGCAAAGAAAAAAGUGAAUAAUAAAUAAGUGUAUUAAAGCUUUUCAAGCAUUUGUAAAUUAAAAAUAUCAAUAUCAAAAGCAGUAACGGUUUCCUGCAAUUUUACGAGGAUAAUCGAAGGCACAUCUUCACGCCGUUAAAAAAGUUGCUAUUCAACAUUUUAAAUAAAUGUUUGUGUUUAAAAGAAAAAUUGUCGUGAAAGUGUAAAAAUAGUGUGUUAAGCUCGCAUUUAUUACCCAUGGUAUUUAACAGCAUUUGAUUUUAUUCAUUCCGUGUGCAAAAGAUUAAAAAUUGGUUGUUUAAUCUUUGACCAAGUAUACUUGUAAAAAAUAAUUAUAAUUUCGCCGAACGUAAAGCUCAAAAAAGGUAAUAAGUAAUCAGAUCGACUUAUUACCAAUCGAAAAGAAAUACUAGUGCUUCAAAUUUUAUUUCGCUGUUGUGCGUGUGUUAAGUAAAAGCCGUCAAAAUAGAGCUGUUACCAACGCCCACGAUUUCCAUAUCCACGGUUGCACCGCCAACGCUCUCGCCCCAUCAUCAUCCUCACCAUCAGCCUCACCAUCUCCAACAAUCUUUUCAACAGCAGCAGCAACCACCGCAGCAACAACAACAUCAUCAUCCUAAUCUGCAUACACCAUUCGGUGGUGGCUUUCAUCAUCCUUUCCCGCCACUUUUACCGCAUCAACAGCAACAGCAGCAACAACAGCAAACACAAUCGCAACCUAAUUUUCUGCUAACACCGCCACUGCCGGCAACGCCGCAAUCACAACUGCAACUGCAACAGCAGCAGCAUCAUCAUCAUCAACAACAACAACAACAACAGCAGCAGCAGCCUCAUCAGCAGCAACAACAUAUGAAGUUAUUAGGUGGCAACGAUGAUCGUAAUGGGCGCGGCGACCAAAGUAUUCCGCGCGUGCAGGAAGAGGCAGCUGGCGGCUUUAUAUUUCAACCGCCCGGCACAUCCAUGCAUGACAUGGCUGCUGCUGAAUAUGCUGCUCAAUUUGCGCAGAAACGCUGGGCUUGCGGUGAUGAACAUCCUAUUGAUAACCCCGAUAAAUGGAAGUACAAUCCACCGCCGCAAAUAAACCCGGGCAGUGGGACACCAGGUGCAUUACCAGGCAGUGGACCGGGCACCAUUGGACCCAUUGGUAUGGGCGCCAACAUCGGUAGUAUCGGUACAAAUGGUGGUAUGCACCCAUCGAUGGGUGGACCCUCUCAGAUGGGUGUUGGUCAGAUGGGUGUGGGUGGUGGAAGUGCAGCCGCAACUGCCGCUGGCAUGGCUGCAAUGCAUACUGCUGCUGUGGCAAAGCACAAUCAUAUGAUGUCACAGGUUGUUGCUGCACAACAGCAACAUCAGCAACAGCAACAACAACAUCAACAACAGCAGCAGCAGCAGCAACAGCAUCAACAACAGCAGCAGCAGCAGCAACAACAUCAACAACAGCAGCAGCAGCAACAUCAACAACAGCAACAACAACAACCGCCACACCCGGCACAUCAUCAAUCGGCGCAACAGCAGCAGCAACAUGGUGGUAACGGUGGUCAACAGAUGCCAAUGUCCCAUUCACAACAGCAUCAACAACAACAACAUGGGCCGCCACACCCCUCUCAAAUGACGUCACAUCAACAGUUCGGUUCGAAUUUACUGAAUCAUGCCAUGAAUAAUCCAGCAGCUGCUGCGGCGGCUGCCGCUAUUGCAGCAAGCAUGCAACCACCGCACAUGCAAAUGCCAGCCGGCAUGCAAGCAGGCAAUUGCAAUAUGUACGAUCCAGGGGUGCAUCCAGGUGUGGGCAUGAACGGUGUGCCAAAGCCACCGGGACCACCAGGUCCACCUGGCGGACCUGGCGAGCUAGUGUACUUCGGUGGACAACCACCAAAUGCUGCUGCGGCCGCUGCCGCCGCCGCCAUGGGCAUGUUGCCACAAAAUCCAUUUAUGAAUAAUGCUGCCGCGGCUGCUGCUGCCGCUAACCGUAAUGCAGCAGCGAUCACCACAUCCACUGCCAAAAAGCUAUGGGAGAAAUCCGAUGGCAAAGGUACCACUUCAGGUGGCGUUACUGGUGGUCCAUUAAAUCCACUACACAUCCCCGGUGUUGGCGAUCAUCCAGUUUGGAAAGAUUCCACAUGGUCUACACAAGGCGAAAAUAUUUUGGCACCACCACGGCCACGCACCUUCCCACAAGCACCGGAAACGAAUGCGAGCAACAAUGCCGGUAUUCUAAGCCCACGUGACGCCACAAGCGGUUUGGGUGUUAAAAUGGUAGAAUAUGUAUUGGGCGGUUCACCGACUAACAAGGAGAGUCCACUAUCCAGCCUUGAGCCACGUUUGCGUAGUCUGAAAUUCGAUGAUAAUGAUAAACCUCAUGAUGACAAAGAAAAGGCCAAUUCUCCGUUUGAUACAAACGGCCUAAAGAAAGACGACCAAGUAACAAAUACUAACGGCGUAGCCAAUGGCAUCGAUGAUGACAAAGGAUUUAAUCGCACGCCUGGCUCCCGUCAGCCCUCGCCAGCUGAAGAAACGCUGCCACGCCCACCGGCACUACUCGAUCCCACACAACAUGGUGGCUUCCCAACACAUCCUUUCAAUCACAUGCUCAAUUCCAUGGAUCAUCAAGGUGGACCGGGUACGCAAAUGAACUCAUAUCCGCCACAUCAAAUGCAAAUGGGUCAACUGCAACCGCCCGUAAUGAACGGCGUUGGUGGCAUGCAAAUGGCACAGAGCCCCAUGAUGAACCAUCAGGCACAAGGACCGAAUCAAAUUGAAUCUCCUGGAAAUUUAUUGCAGCAACAACCACCAAAUUUUGAUGUACAGGUAGGUGACAAUGUAAGUUCAACCAGCUCUGCCCUUGGCGUGGAUUAUGGAAAUGCUGCUGUAAGUGAUGACGUGCUAACGCUAGCUUUGAAUCAGAAUCAACAACUUUUCCGCUCACAGAAUCCUGGACUCGCUGCCACAAAUGCCGCGGCCGCCGCUGCUGCUGCGGCAGCUGCCACAUCGGCUGCGCCACCUGGUGCACCGAACGGCACAAUGCAGCCGCAGCAGAUGGCGCAAAUGGCCGCUUCACAGCAGUUUUUGGCCGCACAACAGAAUGCCGCCUAUGCCGCGCAACAAGCAGCUCCCUACGUCAUCAAUCCAGGACAAGAUGCUGCACCCUAUAUGGGGCUGAUAACUGCACAAAUGCCACAGUAUUACGGUGUACAAUGGGGCAUGUACCCCAGCAAUCUCAUACCACAACAGGGCACACAGCCGCGACGGCCGUUGACGCCAUCGCAACAGGGCGCUGAGAAUCAGUCCUAUCAGGUCAUACCGGCAUUUUUCGAUCAGAGUGGUUCGCUAGUGAUGGGACCACGUACAGGCACACCGAUGCGCCUCGUUAGCCCAGCACCGGUGCUGGUGCCACCAGGAGCGACACGCGCCGGCCCACCGCCACCGCAGGGCCCACCACAACUAUAUCCGCCUCAACCGCAGACGGCACAACAGAACUUGUACUCACAACAGAAUGGUUCGAGUGUUGGAGGACUCGCCUUGAACACCAACUCGCUGACCGGUCGCCGCGAUUCGUUUGAUCGCAAUACAUCCGCCUUCAGCCCAUCGGCAGUUGAUUACAACAACAGCAGCACCAGCACACUACAAGCCGCUGCAGCUGCAGCCGCCGCCGCUGCCGCCGCACGCGGCAAAUGGCCCGCCGCUGUGACCAACAGUUAUGGUGCAUUGGGCGCCACCGCCACGGCUAGUCCGAUUGGCACGGCCAUUACACCACCACCGCCGCAAUCAUGCCUUGUUACAAAUCGUGCACCUGGCGCCGAAACCAAAUAUCGCCAGCAAAUGGCAGUCGGUGCUGUUGGCCUGCCACCAUCCUCCGUUGCACAACAAGUCGCCGCUGCGGCUGGUAGUAUGUUCAGUUCAAGUAGUUCAUUCUUCUCAAAACUGGCAAUGCCGGGUGGUGCUGCUGCUUGCGCAGCUACAGCCGCCGCCGCUGCUGCCUCACGUCAUGCAGCUGCUACUGCCGCUGGCCUAAGUGCAUCUGCAGCUGUUGCUGCUGCAGCCGCCGCUGCUGUCGCCGCAGUAUCUGGUCCUCCGCAACCGGGACGUUCACGUCUACUCGAAGACUUCCGUAAUCAACGCUAUCCAAAUUUGCAGUUACGCGAUUUGGCUAAUCACAUUGUCGAGUUCUCACAGGAUCAGCAUGGUUCACGCUUUAUACAACAGAAAUUGGAACGCGCCACAGCUGCAGAGAAACAAUUGGUGUUCAGCGAGAUCUUAGGUUCAGCUUUUAGCUUGAUGACCGACGUUUUUGGUAACUAUGUCAUACAGAAGUUCUUCGAGUUUGGCACACCAGAGCAGAAAAACACGUUGGGUAUGCAGGUGAAGGGGCAUGUUUUGCAACUAGCUUUGCAAAUGUAUGGUUGUCGUGUCAUACAGAAGGCGCUGGAGAGCAUCUCCGCCGAGCAGCAGCAAGAGAUUGUGCGCGAAUUGGAUGGUAAUGUUUUGAAAUGUGUCAAGGACCAAAAUGGUAAUCAUGUGGUACAAAAAUGUAUCGAAUGCGUUGAUCCCUCGGCGCUGCAGUUCGUCAUAAAUGCAUUCAAAGGUCAAAUAUACACGCUAAGCACACAUCCAUAUGGCUGUCGUGUCAUACAACGCAUAUUGGAGCAUUGUACUGCCGAGCAGACGCAACCCAUACUCGAUGAAUUGCAUGAGCACACCGAGCAGCUAAUACAGGAUCAAUAUGGCAACUAUGUUAUACAACAUGUACUGGAACACGGCAAACCCGAAGACAAGUCAAUACUGAUCGCCAGCGUGCGUGGAAAGGUUUUGGUAUUGUCGCAGCAUAAAUUCGCUUCAAAUGUUGUGGAGAAGUGUGUUACACAUGCCACACGCGGUGAGCGCACCGGACUUAUCGAUGAAGUGUGCACAUUCAAUGACAAUGCUUUGCACGUCAUGAUGAAGGAUCAGUAUGCCAACUAUGUGGUACAGAAAAUGAUCGAUGUCUCGGAGCCGACACAACUGAAGAAACUCAUGAAUAAGAUACGCCCACAUAUGGCCGCAUUACGCAAGUACACCUAUGGCAAGCACAUUAAUGCCAAGCUGGAAAAGUAUUUCAUGAAGACAGCCAAUCCGAUAACAACAACAGCCGCAAGCUCGUCAAUAGUCGCCACUAGCAUCGCACCCUUAACAACAUCGGCUUGCAGCACAGCGUCUGGCCUAACCAUUACCACGCCUACAAGCAGCGUGACCACCGGCCUCACAGUCGGCACACCCAUAAUGAUACAAGAGAAUGGUAUUAAUGUCACACCGGUGGGUCCGACAUCGCCAGCAGCAUCAUCAUGCACCGUCUCGACCAACAGCAGCAGCGCCACCUCUGUGGUGACUGCCGUCAAUAGCGGCCUGGGACCCAUUGGUCCACCCACCGCUAACGGUGUAGCGUUGUAAAGCGCGCUAUGCAUAUUAAAUAAAUCAAUGAUAUGAAUGCUUGCUGUACAAGUGUAGCGGAAUUUCGAAAGAUAUAUGUUGGAGCGUUAUGCUGAAGGCACACCGUUUUAUUAGUUUAUAGCAAUAAGUAGCAGCAUUAUAGAGCAUAAAGCAGAAAUUUAUUAUAAUUUGAAUGUGUAACUUAGUUUUAAGAUAUGCUGUGUUUUUCGCUAUUUUAUUUAGAUUUUAAAUUUUCCAAAAACCACACACACACACACACACUUUAGAGUGCAACAAAGAAGAGAAAUGAAAAAAGAAUUUCGUGUUGAAAAAUAACAGUUUAAACGGUCGGUAAAUGCAAAGAAACCAGUAAGAUUAAUCACAAGAAUCUCGUUGAGUAAAAAAAGAGAAAAAAAGCAUUGCGUUAGCUAUGCAGCUCGUAUUUUUAUAAUAUAAUGAAAGCUAAAAACGUUUCGUAAGCGUGAAAAGUGGAAAUAAGGCCAAAUAAACAAAAAGCUAUACAUAAUAGCGCUCGAUUUAAGAGACGUAGAGACGUAAAAUCGUUAAGCUGAAUGCUAAAUAAAACUCGAUUUGUAAACAUUUAAACACGCGCGUGAAAUUUAAAACAAAAAGUGUAUUGGCACACAUGCAAAAAUAUUUUAUGAAAAACUGAAAAAGUUGUAGUUUUUAUAAAAAGAAAAUUAAAUUAAAGGCUUAUAAAAAGCAAAAGCGCUCGUUUAAGACUUUUGUUGCACACAAACUUUCUUAAAUGCAAUAGCGCGCCUAACGGUUAUAACUAUGUAGAAAAAAAUAAAACAAAGAAUGAAAUCUUACGAAGAGAACACACACACAAUUGAAUCAUAAAAACAUAAAAAGAAAAAGGCGUAAUAAAUACAUACAAGAAAGUGCUGAAAUUUUUGUAUAAGAGUAAAAAACACAAGAGAUAACAUGAAAAUAAGUUUAGUUUUAAAAACAGUUUACUAUGUAUUUCUGAGCAGCGUGCCGUUAUAUAAAGACGCUGGCAAACACACAAGUGCAGCACACGCUUGCACGUGCUCGUUGUCAUAAAAGAGUCAACGUAGCAGGGCUGGUGGCAGCGCUUAAUUAUAGGCGUUAGCGUGUGAAAAGCGGCGUUUCAAUAUAUUAAGCGUGUUGCUGCAACAAUUUUUUGAACCGUAGGUAUUUUAGUAGCUUUUCAUUUGUAAUUUAUUAGCAAAUGCAAGCAUAUAAACACAAACAACACACACUCACACACAACACAUGCAAAGAAACAAAAGCAAAACGUGCAACGCAAGCAUUUGCGGUAAGAACCAAAAAGUUCGCCAGCAAUGCUUAAAACAAAGGACUUUUAUAUAUAUAAAAAUAAAUUAAUUAAUUAACAUAACCACAAACUAAACUCACUAAGGACUUGUUGCGCACAAAUUGGCAGUUCGAUGCGUUGCGACGUGCGUGCUACAAUAUUUGAGGCGUUAUUUUACGUGAGCAGCAAUUGGCAUGUCUUGUAUAAAAUGCAUGUAAAAAUGUUCAUAAAAAUUCAUGUACAAAUUUCAUAACACAAAAUGGUAGUGUAAACAAAAAAAACAAUUUCAUACAAACAUUUCUAUGGAAACAAAAUUAAGUUACAUUCACAACAAAAUUGUCAAUAACAUUGAUUUCGUAAACUUAACUGCAUGCAGAAGUUAAAUGUUUCUUUCAAAAGCAUAAUUAUUAUUAUUGUGGCUGCAAUAUUUUGCACUAUUGCAAUUGAAAGCAAAGCAAAAAGCAGCUGAUACUCUAUAUUUACAUAUUGAAAUGUCAAACAGCAAAACAAACACAACAAAAAGCAGCUGAUACUCUAUAUUUACAUAAUGAAAUGUCACAUAAUUUUAUUCACAUUUUUUAUGUUUCAUGUCGUUUGUUGCAAAAACAUUUUUUAAUGCCAGUGCAAGUAAGAAAACUGCGUCACUUAAUAUAUAAACACUUUUCAACUAACAGCUGUGCAUAAUUUACAAAACAAACUCGAAAACUUAGCAACACUUUUGUGGCGGUGUACGCAAAAGUUUAUAAUAUAUCAUUGCAUGUAAAUAGCAACAUCAAGCGAAGCGUUAAGAUAACCUAAUUUCUCCAUAUACGUUGAAAAUUCGUUUCCAUAUUAAAAUAUGAAUUGAAAUUAUUUGUAAAAUAUGUAAUAUUUGUAUUUGUAAAAAAAAUGUAAUAUUGUGUAAAAAUUUUAAUAAUUUGUAAAAAAAAAAGUAUAAAUAAUUUGUAAAUGCGCGCUUAGUAUUAAUAGAGACAAAAACUAAAACUUGUACAAACUAUAUUUACACUUUGGCUCGUGACUGCAACGAGUUUCGACAUGCAAAGCGCUCACAAAGAAAUUCGCCAGGCACACACACGCACACGCUACCAUGAACGCCACCAUUUUGUGCGCAAAAUCGUAAUCAUUUGUGCGCCGCUCCAAGGCAAAUGAUUACACAAACAUAUAUUGUAAUUUGUAUUCGUGCGUUAAUAGACAUACAUAAAUACAUCUAAUAUAUAAAGUACAUAAUACGUAAGCAUUGUAAAUGUAAGAGUAAUAUUAAUAGUUUUUAGAGUGAAGCAACAACUAAUAAGCGACGCAAACAAGCAACUGUUUUUGUUUUUUUUUAAACCUAAAGCAAAGUAGGGUUUAUACAUAUGUAUGUAAUGUAAAAUUAUUUUUCUGUAUGUAAUGUAAAAUUAUUUUUCUGCUGUUAGUAUUCAAAAGCAAAAAUUGUAAACUUUUGUAUUAAUUGUAAGCGAAAAAAGAGUAUGCUGCUAAACACAGCGCGAAAGACAGUUGAAAAUUUCGAAAAUUUUGCUAAUUUUUUAAACACAAUUUUUAAUUGAAUUUUUGUUCUUUAGUAUUUGUAAUAAAAAAAUAAUGUUUGUGUAAUUUUGUUUGUAAAAAAUACCACUUUAGCAUACAUAUAAGCAUAAGUUUCACUAAUACAUGCACUAUUUUCGACACGCUUACGCAAAAGUGACGCGAAAAAUAUUAUGUGCUGAUUUUAAAAAUAUAAAACUAAUGAAAUUUAUGUAUUAAAAAUAAACCUAUUAUUAAUAAAUAUGUAACAUACAAAAAAGAAAAUGUAAAAUCAAAUCAUAAAACACAUGCAAUCUUGCAACGUGGAAAAUAUGUAAAAUGUAUAGGUGAAAAACAGCAAAUAAACAAUAAUACAACAGCUAUAAUAUUAUAUAAUUUAAAUUUAAACACAAAACUGUAAGCAUUGUAUUUGUAAAUCGUGCAAGUCAAAUUAAUUGUAACGUCAAUGCCGGUCGCGCACGAUCAGCGCAUUCGUUUAUGCAUUUGUACGCGCGUACGCAACGGAACAUCUGUAUGUAUGUACAAUAAAAAGUUUUAUGUAAAAUUUUGUAAAGAAAAAAUGCGAACACAAUUCCAAAUAUACCAGCAAAAGCGCAUAAAAACAUGCAAAUGUUUAAGCAAAUUAAUUUUUAAGCCUGAAGACACUUGGAAAACAAGGAAGGAAGACAAGAAAAGUUGUUGCAUGCAAAAUGAAUUUAAAUCAGCAGUACACAGAAGAAAGCAUGUUAACUUGAGGAAAUGUUUUUAAAAAUAAGGAAACUGCUAUUGGCGCUUACACACUGGCAAUAAGCGUACUUUGCGCUCAAACACACCGUUAAGCCCGAAAUUUGGUGAAAGAAGCAAAUUAAGCGUUUUUGUAGUUGUGCAGAAGAAUUAAAUGCUUGAUAAACACAAAUUUCAAUAACUGAAUUUCGGAAAAUUUCGAAAAUAUUUAUAAAAGCGCAUAUUGCACAAUAAUAUUGAUUUCACCGACAUAUUUUUGUGGUCGCAGCGGCAUAAAGUGUUAGUUGCAAGUAAAUUCAAGCAAAGCGGCUCGUAAAAUUUUAUUUUAGACAGCGAAAUCAGCUGACAAAAUACAAUAAAUUUGUCAAAAACAAAAAAAAAAAAAAAAA